UUCAGUUGAACGUGAACGCUCCGCCAGUAAGGACGCAACCGCAGCAGCGCUAAGGCAAUUUGCAACGACAACCAGCAAAUAUUAAUCACUUACAGUGUUACAGUGCAACGCAAUACAAGCCGAGCAAUCGCACAACUCUUGUAAAUAAUUAUAAUACGAAAUGCAAAUUCAAUGCGAACUACGAUUUCGCUAAAUGAAAACUCACAAAGAAAUAUCGAAUUGCCAAAAUAAUUGACGUGUCGCAGUGUGUGCUAAUAUGUAGUCGCUUUUAGCGCAACAACAAACAUUGCUAACGGCACAAUAGUGUUUGUAGUAGUUGCAUUUAACAGUGUUGAUAAGAAGUGUGCUUAGUUCGAUCUCAGCUGAGCGGCAGUUAACUGUUAAGUUAGGCCAUUUAAGUUAGUUAUGUUAUUGCCAAGGGACAGGGCAGCAACGGGAAAAGGUAAAAGGCCGCUAGCGGCAUUCGUGUGAAAGCUAAGCGCGAAUCUGCCGGUCGGCCGGCAAACACGCUCGUUCGCUGUGUAGUUAUUCAGAACAAGUUAAUGAAGUUACAAUGAAAAUUUAUGCGGUUUAUCGCGAUUAAUGACACAACCUAAAACACCAAAAUAAAAUAACAAAACAAUAAUAAAGAACACGAAAUUUCGAAGAAAACAGUCUUGCAUAGACUACAAUCAACUAACGCUAACGUCCAUCAACCAACCACCUAAUCUAAGUAAAUAGCUGUCAAAAUGUUGGCCAUGUCACAAGGUUUCUUCGAUAAUCCAUAUGCUCAAAUACGUGCGCCAACAACAGCGAUGCGCCCACCACGUGGCGACAGUCCGCUCAACAGCACAUCGGCACUCGAUUUGCAGACAUCGAGCCGAGCACAGGUGCCGCCACCGCCACCGCCGCCGCCGAGAUACCACACUGACCAAGGAGCUAUGGACCAGCAAUUCUGUCUACGCUGGAACAAUCACCCGACGAACUUAACUGGCGUGCUAACCUCGUUGCUGCAGAGGGAGGCACUAUGUGAUGUGACGCUGGCAUGCGACGGUGAAACAGUCAAGGCGCAUCAAACGAUUCUAUCAGCAUGCAGCCCAUAUUUCGAGACAAUUUUCCUGCAAAACCGCCAUCCACAUCCCAUCAUCUAUUUAAAAGAUGUCAGAUACUCAGAAAUGCGCUCCCUGCUCGACUUCAUGUACAAAGGCGAAGUCAAUGUCGGUCAGAGUUCGCUGCCGAUGUUCCUCAAAACAGCCGAGAGUCUACAGGUUCGUGGUCUAACGGACAACAACAACCUCAACUAUCGCACGGAACACCGCGAUUCGCCCAUAUCCUCGCCCACCGGCCGUACACCGUACAGUAGUGGCGGUCUCGGUGGUGGCGGCAGCGGCGGUAGCGAAUGUGAGCCACGCGAACGCGAUCAACAGUUACGUGGCCGUGCCACCGAACGCGAUAUGCGCGACGAAAUGCAUUCACAUCGCAGCAGCAGCAGUUUAAGCGAACGCAAUGCCGCCGCCGCUGCAGCAGCAGCAGCUGCCACCGCUAAUGUGAGCAGUGUGAGUGCCAGUCUACAAUCCGCUGCAGCAGCUUUGGGUUUGGGAGAACGUUCGCCAAUCACAGCAGCCGCAAUGGCGGCCGCAGUAGCGGCUGCGGCCACGCGCAGUGCCAGCGCAGAUCCGCUCAGCGGUUCGACGAAUACAGCCUGUUCUGGCGGCAGUAUCAGCGGUGCUGGUGGCAUAUUAAACAGUCGCAUCAGCGAUGCGAAUAGUGAGCGUAGUGUUAGCGGUGGCGGUGGUGCCGGCAAUGGGGGCAGCAGUGGUGAUCGCAGCAGCAGCAUUGGACGCGAACGCGCCGAUAGUCGUGAUGAACUCAUGCAGCUAGACUAUAGUAACAAGGAUAACAGAGAUCGUGAUAGAGAGAUGUCCACCACGCCGGUGGAGCAUAUAGGUAGUAAUAAGCGAAGACGUAAGAACUCAUCCAACUGUGAUAAUUCGUUGACCUCGACGCAUAACGCAAAUGUACAGGACAGGCACUACACUCAGGAUUCUCAGGCAUCCUCGCGCAGCAAUUUCAAAUCGAGUCCCGUGCCAAAAACUGGCAGCACGUCUGAAUCGGAGGAUGCCAUCAUCACAGGUGUUGGCGAACGACGCGAUUCACCACUCUCCGUCAGUCAAUUGAGUAUCAGUGGUGGCGGUCUAGGUGGCGUGGGUAGCGGUAGUGUUAGUGCGAUUCCCAGUAGUAUUGGUCUCAGUCAUGCGCUUAGUAUUAAACAAGAAUUAAUUGAAGCACAACAACAACAGCAACAGCUGCAACAACAACAACGUGAGACUCAUGUACCUUUGCCAACCGAAUACUUACCGCCCGGUGCACUGAAGCUACACUCCGAGGAAAUGUCUCAACUAUUAUCCUCACAUGGUCUACAGCAAGAGAGUCGAGAGGAUCAGAACGAUGGUAAACAGCUACCGCUGGAUCAGUCGGAUAACAUUGAUGGGCAAUUGGGACGUCAUCAUCUAUCCGUUACACCGCUAUCGACAACAUCAUCCGGUUCACCGCCGCCACCACCACCACCACCGCACGCGCUCACCAUGCAUCUGAGUGCCGCGUUAAAAAACGAAUACCAUCAAUUCGACAUUAUACGCGCCGGCGGUGGCAAUCACAACACUAACGGCGGCCCACCAUCACAUCUCUACAAUCAAACAUCGCCGGGCGGUUUAGGCAAUGGGCCCGGCGCCAAUAGCGCCAUCGUACACAAUUCGCAUCAUCAAAUGUCCUAUCACAAUAUGUUUACGCAAUCACGCGAACCGGGUACAAUGUGGCGUUGCCGCUCCUGCGGCAAGGAGGUCACCAACCGAUGGCAUCACUUUCACUCGCACACCGCACAGCGCUCACUGUGCCCCUACUGUCCGGCCACCUACAGCCGCAUCGACACGCUGCGCUCACACCUGCGGGUGAAACACCCCGAGAGAUUGCUUAAAUUGAGCCCAACAUUGUAAGUAGCGCAGCAGUGGCAGCAAUAAGCGACGAUGACGCUACAAAGAGAGGCUGUACUGAACUGCGCCACGGAAAAGAGUUGUAUAAACCAUUCUACACAUACACAUGCGUAUGUAUGUAUGCAUAAAAUUUCAAUUUUUAACUAAAAAAAAAAAGCGCGAAAAACACACACAUACAUACGUACAUAUUUAUAUUCAAUAGCUCAAGUGGUGUAAUCAGCAAAAUGGUAGUGAGCACAUAUAUACACACAUACUUAUACAAUUCAAAUAUAUACUAGCAAAAGAGGCAAUGAGACAUAUACAUAGACGCAUACAUAUACAUACAUAUGAAAACGCCAAAAAUUAAUCAAGCAGCAAAGAGUCUGUGUAAAUAUAUAUGUACAUAGAGUUACUCACAUAAUAAAUGAUCGUUUUCAUAAUCGUUGAGGGGCUGUUUAGUGGCAGCCAACAAUACAACGGACCAACAGACAUGCAUUUGUGUUUGCAAUCUUGCAACUUGCACGAAGAAAUGCGCUAAUUGCCAACAGCACGUCAACCCGCAGCCACCGAAAGCUAGCGAGCGCCAACUGUUCCACCAAAAAACACACACACAACUAAAUGAGCGAGCUCAAUUGUCAUUCGCUCUCACAUAUGUACAAUAUAAAUGUAUGUUUGCUACUAUUGUUAUAAUUAUUAUUAUUAUAUAUACAUACAUAUAUAUAUGCUUAGAUGCAUGCUUAACUAAUAUUAUAUAGAUUUUGUAACUCAAUACCUUUUAGCGGUGUACUAUUUCAUGUGCUGAUCGGCGAUCGUAAUAAGUGUGUCCUAUUAAAUUUAUGUGUACAUAAAGAAUAUACUAUAUAUAGAUACAUGCAUAUAUACAAAUAUGUAUAUGCAUAAAUGUUAGCAAUUAAAAACUAAACUGAAAAAAAUUUAUAUGCAUAAUUUUAAUCUCUCGUAAGGGGUUCCUUUUUCUCAAGGAAGUAAGGUCAGGCAUAGUUAAUCUUAAGUUAUAUGAAAAACAAAUUAUUUUUAACGAUUUCCUCGGUAUUUUCAAGUGAGUUUGCAAAUAUUUAUUAUUGGAAACCAUUGAAAAAUCAGAACUACAAAUAAUCGUGUUGAGUUUUUAAAAGCGUAGUAAGAAUAACCGUAGUUUUCGUUGUGUUUUACCACUAAAUUUGCCCUAGAAAUAACAACAACGAUUUCUUUAAAUUAAAUAGAUUAAUACGCAUUCAGCUCAAAAUAUUUAAGAGAAAUUUUAGAGUUUUCAAAGCACCUGUAAUGCACUCUCAAGAUAACAACACAUAUUUGUACAUAUGUGUAUAUAUUUACAUAAGUCAAGCAUUAAAAGUAGACUAAUAAUAUACAAAAAUAGAUAAAGAUUAUACUAUAAAAAUGUCUUUCAUACUAGAAGAUUAGGUAACAUUUAAAAUCCGUGCAACAAUAACAUUUCAAAAACACUGUAGCGUAUUGAAAUCGGUUAAUAAUGUAUUUUGCUCUUACAAUCUUAAGCUGCAGAAAACAAUUUUGAAUAUAAUAUUUUGGAAAUAAAGAUUAACGAACGCGAUUUAACAAAUAUUAGUGUUAAUCACUUUUUCAAUAACAAUAGAUAAUUAUAAAAAUGUAAAUUAAAUGAUUUUUUAAGCAAAAUUCAGCGGAACCAUAAAUUUUAUAUAUUUCAAAAUUUUGUGAAAAAUAUAAAAAUAUUUGAUUCGUAGCAAUUUUAUUACUCAGACGAUAUUAUAUACAAAAUUGGUUUUUUUUUUUUUGGAACUAAAAUUCAGUACAGCAAUAAAUUUUAUAAAUUUCCAAAAUUCUGUAAAAAUAGGAAAUAAUUUUUUCAACAAAAAACUUUUAUUCGGAUUUUCGAGUCUAAUUUUUUUUGUUUACUCUAUUGCUUUUGUUUUGGAUAUCAUCUUUAUAUAACUAAAAAUAAUCUGAAUGCCAUCGUCACCUAAAAUGACAAACAGCGUAUCGAGAAUCGCUGUCAGAUAUAAUAACCAAUAUAUAACAAUUUUAUAACCCAAACUCAAAUAUUGUUUCAAUAUGAGUGUAUGAUAACCAAAAUAUAACCAUUUUGGGACCAAAACUCAAAUUUUGUUUCAAUAUGAGUACAUUGUAUUAUAAUGUUUUUCUUUCGCCUGUUUACUUAUGAAAAGUGAUGUUACGUUUUUUGCAUUUUAAGUGACGAAUAUUUAGCUUUUCUGUAAUAUUACCGAAAAACACAGUUGUUUCUUACAUAGAUAUAAUACUUAAAAUUCAGUACUAGCUUUAAAGUAAAUAAAUUAUUGCUUAAAAAAUAAUAAUUAUAUGUUUCUAAACAACUAGUUUCGACCCGAUUGCUUAUAAUUAAAAAAAGCUUUAUUUAUCUUCAAAUUUCUUAAGUAAAUAAAACAAAAGUUAACAGUUUGACAACUCGCUGCUGAAACUUGCUUACAAAAGUUACCAAAAUCUAACCCGUUACUCUUUUUAAUCGCAUUUUCUUACUCUAAUUACGCGCAACCAAGAGAUAGCGCAUGCCCACUCUCGAAUAAUUCAAAGUUUGACUAAAUAAUGAGAAAAUUAACUAAAGUAAAACACAAAAAUCAAAAUAAUCAAAGGUUUCAGAACAGGCAAUUUUUAACUAAGUAAAUGACAGAAAUACGAGUAGCAUAAACAAAAAUAACUAAAUAUUUGCAAAACUGCACAACUAAAAAUACUUGACUAGCUAUAAGCUGAAAAUUAAAGUAUAAAACGUAGAGGAAAUCAAAUGAAAUAUGAAAUUUAAUGUGAAGUGUCUAAAGAUAAAA
Bactrocera neohumeralis is the source of this 5737-nucleotide messenger RNA. RefSeq names its product sex determination protein fruitless (gene fru). Bases 729 to 2972 code for a protein of 747 amino acids. Gene Ontology annotation, biological process: regulation of transcription by RNA polymerase II. The record is from RefSeq and is a predicted model, not a curated record. The transcript has 9 exons. Lineage: Eukaryota; Metazoa; Arthropoda; Insecta; Diptera; Tephritidae. Gene Ontology annotation, cellular component: nucleus. Gene Ontology annotation, molecular function: protein binding.